Pogona vitticeps (central bearded dragon) is the source of this 7512-nucleotide messenger RNA. It is a transcript of the gene MAP1B, whose product is annotated as microtubule associated protein 1B. NCBI's taxonomy places the organism in Eukaryota, Metazoa, Chordata, Lepidosauria, Squamata, Agamidae. The record is from RefSeq and is a predicted model, not a curated record. Gene Ontology annotation, biological process: axonogenesis; regulation of microtubule depolymerization; dendrite development. Gene Ontology annotation, cellular component: neuronal cell body; microtubule; synapse. Gene Ontology annotation, molecular function: actin binding; microtubule binding.
CUCCUCCUCCUCCUCCUCCUCGCCAGGUCCCAGCCCCGCACUGUCUCGGUAUAAAAGCGCCGCCGCCUCCCCGCCCUCCCUCACUCGCCCAGCUGCCUGGAGCGCGGUGGUGCCUCUCGGAGCGCGCUGGUUUCCCCUGCCGAGGGAGGCGCCCUUGGAAUUAAUAUUCCCCCCCCCUUUUUUUCUCUUCCCCCCCUUCCUCCCGUCGCCUCCCCUCUUUCGCCGCCGGAGGGAAGGAGGGGAGCCGAAGGGGACGCGUCGAGGCGGAGGCGCGGCGCUCGCCUGGCCAGGAUGGCGACGGUGGUGCAGGAGCCCGAGUCGGAGCCCUCUUGCAGCCUCCCCAACGCGGUCCCGCCCUCGCCCAGUCUGUCGCACCGCUUUCUCGACAGCAAGUUCUAUCUGCUGGUCGUGAUCGGCGAGCUGGUCACCGAGGAGCACCUGAGGAGGGCCAUCGCCAGCAUAGAGCGAGGAAUCCGAUCAUGGGACACAAACCUAAUAGAAUGCAACUUGGACCAAGAGCUUAAACUUUUUGUUUCUCGCCAUUCAGCAAGAUUCUCUCCUGAUGUGCGAGGUCAGAAAAUUCUUCACCACAGAAGCGAUGUCUUAGAAACUGUAGUCCUGAUUAACCCUUCAGAUGAAGCAGUGAGCACUGAGGUACGUUUAAUGAUAACAGAUGCUGCAAGACAUAAACUUCUGGUAUUAACUGGGCAGAGCUUUGAAAAUACUGGCGAGCUCAUUCUUCAGUCUGGAUCUUUCUCCUUUCAAAAUUUUAUUGAGAUCUUCACUGAUCAAGAGAUUGGAGAAUUACUGAGCACUACUCACCCUGCCAACAAAGCCAGCUUAACCCUCUUUUGUCCUGAGGAAGGGGACUGGAAGAACUCAAACCUUGACAGACAUAACCUUCAAGAUUUCAUCAACAUUAAACUCAAUUCUGCUUCUAUUUUGCCUGAAAUGGAAGGACUUUCUGAAUUUACGGAGUAUCUGUCGGAAUCGGUGGAGGUACCAUCACCUUUUGAUAUUCUGGAGCCACCAACAUCGGGAGGUUUUCUGAAGCUUUCAAAGCCUUGCUGUUACAUUUUCCCAGGUGGAAGGGGAGAUUCUGCACUAUUUGCAGUUAAUGGAUUUAAUAUGCUUAUCAAUGGAGGAUCAGAAAGAAAAUCUUGCUUUUGGAAACUCAUUCGACACUUGGACAGAGUGGAUUCAAUUCUGCUUACCCACAUUGGAGACGAUAACCUGCCAGGAAUUAAUAGCAUGCUACAGCGGAAAAUAGCUGAAUUGGAAGAGGAGCAGUCUCAAGGCUCUACUACCAACAGUGAUUGGAUGAAAAAUCUAAUUUCACCUGAUUUGGGAGUUGUAUUUCUUAAUGUCCCCGAAAGCCUAGGAAAUCCUGAUCCUAAUUUCCCCUUAAAAAGGAGUGUAGAAGAAGCUUGUUUUACACUACAAUACUUAAAUAAGUUAUCCAUGAAACCUGAACCUCUUUUUAGAAAUGUGGGAACCAACACUGAACCAAUUAUCCUUUUUCAAAAAAUGGGGGUAGGAAAGCUUGAAAUGUACGUGCUGAACCCUGUAAAAAAUAGCAAAGAGAUGCAGUAUUUCAUGCAUCAGUGGACAGGUACAAGCAAAGAUAAAGCUGAAUUUGUGCUACCCAGUGGUCAAGAAAUAGACAUUCCAAUUUCCUACUUGACUUCAAUCUCAUCUUUGAUUGUUUGGCAUCCUGCAAACCCUGCUGAAAAAAUCGUUAGAGUUCUUUUCCCAGGAAACAGUACCCAAUAUACCAUACUAGAUGGACUAGAAAAACUCAAGCAUUUAGACUUUCUUAAGCAACCAAUAGUAACACAGAAGGAUCUCAGUGGUAACAUGACAAGUCCAGCAGUAAAACAAACAAAACUUAAACAGCGAACAGAUAGCAAAGAAAGUCUCAAGCCCGCCACAAAAUCACUGUCUAGCAAAACAGUCAGAAAAGAUUCAAGGGAGGAGACGCCUGACACGGGGAAGUCAAGUCCUCCUGAUAAGGCUCAAAAAAUAGAGAGUAAAGAGAAACCCAUAGUAAAGAAAGAUAAGACAACAAAAGCUGAGACUAGACUUUCUGUGACAGAAAAAGAUCUGACAGCUAAAGAACAGCAACUUGUGAAAUCUGAACCUGCUGAAAAACAAGCAGCCGAUGUCAAACCAAAAGUAAUAAAGGAGAAGCAUGUCAAGAAGGAAGUGAAGGUAAAAUCUGAAGAGAAGCAGGAGGAGAAAGAGAAGCCAAAGAAGGAGAUUUCAAGGAAAGAAGAAAAAUCAGUGGCUAAGAAAGAGGAAAAGCCUAAAAAGGAAGAUGCCAAGAAAGAUAUGAAAAAAGAAUCUAAAAAAGAAUCAAAGAAAGAAGCUCCCGCAAAAGAGUCUAAAAAGGAAGAGAAAAAGGAAAUUAAGAAAGAAGAAAAGAAAGAGCCCAAGAAGCUUCUUAAAGAAACAAAGAAAGCACCUGCUGCCUUGCCCGAGUCAAAAAAGACUGUAACAAAGCCUAAGCCACAGAAGAAGGAAGAGUCUGCCAAAAAAGAAACUGGGCCUCUUGGAAAACCAAAGGAAAAAAUUAAAGCCAAGCCAGCAAAGAAAGAGACCAAGGUUACAGAAACAGCAGCUGCAGUAUCUGCUUUGGGGGCUGUUGCUGCUACAGUAGCAGCUGCAGGGGUGGCAGUGAGUGGACAAGAACUUGAAGUUGAGAGGUCACUCAUGUCUUCACCAGAGGAUUUAACAAAAGAUUUUGAAGAAUUAAAAGCCGAAGAAAUUGAAGUGGUAAAGGAAACAAAACCUCAGGUAGAUGUAAUAGACAAUGAAGCCAAGUUAACCGAUACAGAACAAAAGGAAGUUUAUGACAUUCAGAAAGAAAAAACAGGAGGGCCUGAUGAUUCUCCAGAUGAAGGUAUAACCACCACAGAGCCUGAGGGAGAAUGUGAACAAACUCCUGAAGAGCUGGAGCCUGUAGAAAAGGACAAGGCUGAUGACAAUGAAAAGUUUGAAGAUGAGGGGACAGGUUUGGAAGAAUCUUCUGAGGCAGGGGACUAUGAAGAAAAGGCGGAAACAGAAGAAGCUGAGGAACAAGGUGAUAACGAGGAAGAAGAAGCACUGCUAAGUGGCAGAAAGCAAGAUAUGAAGGGUACAGUAGAAGCUGAAAAAGAAGCAAUUGUAACACCUGAAUAUGAGAAAAUAAAAGAAUUAAGAUAUGAUGAAAAGGCAGAAUUCAGAGCUGAGGGCGAAGAGCGAGAGGAAGAAAAUGCUGAUGAAACUGUCGAAAAGGUAGAAACAGAAGAAACUGAAGAGGAGGUGGAAGAGGAGGACAAAACUGAGAAUGUGAGGGAUGAAGAAGAGGAAACUGAAAAAAUAGAAGCUGGGGAGGAUUAUGUUAUGGCUGUGGUGGACAAAGCAGCAGAGGCUGGUGAGAUUGAUGAUAAAUAUGACUUGCAUAUAAUCACUCCGACAAAGCACCCGGAAACCCAUUUGCCAGCUAAAGAACCAACAACUUCAAUCCAUGAUGAAACUUUACCUGGUGGUUCAGAAAGCGAAGCAACAGUUUCGGAUGAAGAAAACAGGGAAGACCAGCCCGAGGAAUUUACUGCUACCUCAGGUUAUACCCAGUCCACUAUUGAAAUAUCCAGUGAGCCAACUCCAAUGGAUGAAAUGUCCACUCCAAGAGAUGUGAUGAGCGAUGAAACCAAUAAUGAAGAGAGUGAAUCUCCAUCCCAAGAGUAUGUCAACAUUACCAAGUAUGAAUCGGCUUUAUACUCACAAGACUUUACUAGGCCUAAACUUCCUUCUCCACUUCCUGAUGCUUUCAAUGGGUUAUCUGAAGGUUCUAAAACAGAUGCCACUGAGGGCAAAGACUAUAAUGUGUCAGCUUCUACCAUUUCACCACCUUCUUCCUUAGAGGAAGACAAAUUCAACAAAUCUGCCUUCAAAGAUGUGUACCGCCAACCAGAAACUGAGGUCAAAAGUACUGGUAAGUUAGAAAUUUCAGAAGCAUUAGAUGAGAAGCAUAGCCCAACUAGAAGUCCAGAUGAAAGUCCAGCUGCUCUGUCACCAAUUGCUAAAACACCUCUCAGUGAACGCAGUGUGAACUUUUCAUUGACUCCUAAUGAGAUUAAAGUGUCUUCUGAACCUGCAACUUUCACAUCACUGCCUGAAAAAACUGAAGAAACUCAUGAAGAGCAUUGUCCCAGCCCUGAGGAUAAAACAUUAGAGGUGGUGUCUCCUUCUCAGUCAGCUGCUGGGAGUGCUGGGCACACACCUUAUUAUCAGUCUCCCACAGAUGAAAAAUCAAGUCAACUUUCCUCUGAGAUUUCUGGAAAAGCAAUAGACACUCCAGUCAUCAUUGAAGAUAGUGAUGCCAAAGAUAACAUUGCGAAACACAGAAUAAGCCCAAUGGAUGAACCUGUGCCUGAUUCUGAAUCACCUUUUGAAAAAGUGCUCUCACCUUUACGAAGCCCACCAUUAAUUGGUUCAGAGCCUCCCUAUGAUGCAUUUUUGACUGCUGAUGCAAAAUCUCCUACCAGAGAAACUGAGGCUCCCUUUGAAAAGAAGGGUGAAAAAGAUGGUUCUCCCUUGGAAAAAAGCCCAGUUUCCGAAGUGUCCACAAGCAUUUCUACAAGCAUCUUGCAAGAUGAGCAAGCUGAAAAAGAUGUGCAGCUUUCCCCACUGAAAUCAGACUUCGUCCUAGAAAAGCAAAAGGAUCAUUUCGAAUCUUCAGAAGCUCAGCCUGCAUUGGGUUUGGAUGAAAGAAAGCUAGGAGAGGUUUCUCCUACACAGGUAGAUAUCAGUCAUUUUGGCUGUUUCAAAGAAGACACCAAAAUGUCGAUUUCUGAAGGUACUGUCUCCGAUAAAUCUGCAACACCAGUUGAUGAGGUUGUAGCGGAAGACACUUACUCACACAUUGAAGGAGUUGCCUCUGUUUCCACAGCAUCUGUUGCGACCAGCUCAUUCCCAGAACCCACCACUGAUGACGUAUCUCCUUCACUGCAUGCUGAGGUUGGAUCCCCCCAUUCUACUGAAGUAGAUGAUUCUCUUUCUGUGUCUGUUGUGCAGACACCAACAACAUUUCAGGAAACAGAAAUGUCUCCAUCUAAGGAAGAAUGCCCAAGACCCAUGUCCAUUUCACCUCCAGAUUUGUCCCCCAAAACAGCAAAAUCAAGGACUCCUGUUCAAGAUCAUCGUUCUCCUGAACAGUCAACCAUGUCAGUAGAAUUUGGGCAGGAUUCUCCAGAGCAGUCUUUGGCAAUGGACUUCAGCAGACAGUCUCCUGAACAUCCCAUACCAGGUGCUGCUACACACCAUAUCUCUGAGAAUGGUCCAACUGAAGUGGAUUAUAGCCCUUCAGACAUGCAGGAACGUGGUUUCCCAAAUAAAAUAUCACCAGUGGAGCAAGCAUAUUAUAGCCAUGAAAAGGAUAUUUCAGAAAUCAUUUCAGUAUCUCAAAUAGAGGCCUCACCUUCUUCCUCCUCAGCUCAUACACCGUCACAGGCAAGUUCACCACUUCAGGAAGAGACAAUAGCAGGUGUUCCACAGGCCACUGGCGUGCCAUUGCAUUCUGCAUUUCCAUCAGAAAAAAUGCAUGGCCUGGGAGAAAAACUUUCACCAAAAUCUGACUUGUCUCCAUUAACACCACGGGGAACAUCUCCUUUAUACUCCCCUGGUUUUUCAGAUUCACCUCCUGCCAUCAAAGAAACUACUGCUGCUGGUGGGUCACCUCCACUAUCAUUGCACAUGUCCUCCGACAAAACAUUUGGCUACCAUACCUCAGGAGUUCAAGACAUUCUGACAAACCAUAGUCAAGAGCUUACUUCUUGUACAGAACAGACAGAUGCUGAAGAAGCAACCAGGACAUCUGAAGCUCUUAAUUACUCUUACAAUGGCACUGGAAAAAGCACCAAAUCACCUGAACCUGUUAGUUAUUUGUUUGAAACAACAGGCAAAAUCAGUGGCUCCUCUGAUACUCUUGAUUAUUCCUAUGUUGCCACAGGGAAAACCACAAGGUCACCUGAAGCUGAUAGCUAUUCCUAUGAAACAGUAGAACAAGUCACCAAGUCAUCGGAAGCCUUUGAUUAUUCCAGUGAAAAAGCCACCAGAUCUUCUGAGUCUGCCAGCUACUCUUAUGAGGCCACAGGAAAAACAAGCAAAUCACCAGAGACGAUCAGCUAUUCUUAUGAGAUCACUGGAAAAGCUAGCAAAUCCCCAGAAUCUGUCAGUUACUCUUAUGAGGCAAUUGGGAAAACCUCUAGAUCACCUGAUACUGCCAGCUACCACUAUGAGGCUGAUAAAUACUUUGGUUCAGAAAAAUCAGAAACACGUCAAGAUGUUGAUUUGUGUCUAGUCUCUUCUUGUGAAUAUAAGCAUCCCAAAACAGAACUUUCACCUUCCUUUAUUAAUCCUAACCCCUUAGAAUGGUUUGCAAGUGAAGAACAGUCUCAGGAACAAGAGAAGCCAUUAACUCAAUCUGGAGGAGGACACCCUCCUUCAGGAGGGAAACAGCAAGCACGCCUGUGUGGUGAAACGCCUCCAACCUCAGUCAGCGAAUCCGCUCCAUCACAGACUGAUUCAGAUGUGCCCCCUGAGACAGAAGAGUGCCCUUCUAUUACAGCGGAUGCUAAUAUUGAUUCCGAAGAUGAAUCUGAAACUAUUCCAACAGAUAAAACCAUCACAUAUGAGCACAUUGACCCUCCGCCACUCCCAGUGCAAGACCGUAGCCCUUCACCUAGGCACCCUGAUGUCUCCAUGGUAGACCCAGAGACUUUACCUAUUGAUCAGAACUUAGGCAAGCCUUUGAGGAAAGAUCUGAAAGAAAAGAGUAAAACGAAAAAACAAGGCACCAAAACCAAGUCUUCCUCUCCGGCCAAGAAGAGCGACAGCAAAUCAAAACAGGUGGCUUCACCAAAGCCCGCUGGAUUGAAGGAGUCAUUGGAUAAAGUUUCAAGAACAGCUUCUCCAAAGAAGAAAGAGUCUGUGGAGAAAGCUGCCAAAAAUGUCUCUACUCCUGAGAUAAAAUCUUCCCGUAAUGAGGAAAAAGAUAAAGAAACCAAAAAUGCAGCUAACUCUACAACAUCAAAGUCAGCAAAGACUACAACUGCAGGACCUGGAAAUGGAAAAUCAACAAAAUCUAUAGCUGUGCCUCCAGGACCACCUGUUUAUUUGGAUCUGGUAUAUAUUCCCAACCACAGCAAUAGCAAGAAUGUGGAUGUAGAGUUUUUCAAACGGGUGAGGUCCUCCUACUACGUGGUGAGUGGAAACGAUCCUGCAGCUGAAGAACCGAGCAGGGCUGUCCUGGACUCCUUGCUGGAGGGCAAGGCUCAGUGGGGAAGCAACAUGCAGGUGACUUUAAUCCCAACUCAUGAUUCAGAAGUGAUGAGGGAAUGGUAUCAAGAGACCCAUGAAAAACAACAGGACCUUAACAUCAUGGUUUUGGCAAGCAGCAGCACUGUUGUGAUGCAAGAUGAAUCCUUCCCUGCAUGCAAGAUCGAACUGUAAAAAAAAGAAAAGAAAAAG